GGAGAGGGGAGAGGGGAGGUGGAAGGCUGGGGAAGCGGCAGGAGGGGUGAAUGCAAGGUUCAAGCACCAAUAAAAGCCGCUCUCUGUCCCAAGCAGCAGCAGUUGCCUUCGUCUCAGCGGCCGUCAGGAAGAUGAGGACCAACGGGCUGCUCGUGGCUGUGCUGGUGCUGGCGGGGGGGGCGGGGGUGCACUCGGGCCAGCAGCAGCAGACUGACCCGGUCGAGCCGCAGGAGCCACAGUACUUUACCUGUAACCAAAAUGAGGUGUGCAUCUAUUGGCCGCAGUGCUACGAGGGCGUCGUCAACAAGGGCGGCAUCGGAAUCAUCAACCCACGCACGCCCGAACCCAUCCCCAGCAACUACACUGACGCCCGCCCAUGUGAGGACAUCGGGAGGCUGUGUUGCGUCGACCCUGACAAGAAGCCCGAGCCUAUCGGCGCAGUGUGUGACCUCCACCACCUCUGCGUCCCGAAGGAGCAAUGCUACAAUGGCGAAAUCAACACCUCCGGCGUCGGCCUCAUAGACCAGCGCGUCAGUCCCCCCAAGUGUAUCAACCCCGAGUACCCGGACGUGCAUGCUGUGUGUUGCAAACGUCCCGAGCCGCUGCCUCUGGUCACCUGCCCCGCCGCCCACGAGACCUGUCGCCUCCCCGCAGAGUGUGACAUUGCCGUCGGCACCUACGAUACCGCAGCUGUGGGCUGCUACGUGGACCCGGCGACAGGCGUGGACGUCGGCGUGUGCUGCAGUCCCCCGAAGGUGCAGCUUUGCAGCCGUGGUCACGUGUGUGUGACCUACGAGCAGUGCACCGAGCAGGGUACCGUCAACACCGACGGCGCAGGCAUCAUCAACCCCCGAAUCUAUGACAGGUGUGACCUGGCUGGAGGAGGGCAGGGUAUGUGCUGCAAGGAGCCUCCGAUAAUAGAUGUCCACCCGCCAGUCCUGAAGUGCUCCCAAGCAGGCGCCAUCUGCAAAACCACCGGGUUUUGCAAGGCAGACUCCCUCUCGGCACCCCAAGGUUACACGGAGACUUGUUACGUCACCGAGGGAAGCGGCGUCGUGGGUGAAUGUUGUGUUGAGGUGGUCCAGCAAUGCUCCGCCGAGUACAGCUGUAACCUCCCCCACCAGUGCGUCGAGACCCCCAGCACUCUUAGUAACCACCCGGGCUGUGCAAUUAACGUCGAGCUGGUGGGUGUUUGCUGCACGAAGAAAGUUUUGGAGCCAUUGGACUCUUGUCCCAAGGACUCCGUGUGUCUACCAGAGCCUCUGUGUCAGGGCAUCUCGCAGACCAACGUCAUUCCCCAUUCGUGUUUACUGAGUGGUACCGGCUACUCCAACCCCGGUAUUUGCUGUGCCCACAUCGAAAUAGUUGAACCGCCUACCCCGCUCGAGUGUGGUGUAGGCAGUGCUGAUAUUGCUACGCGUAUAAAGAACACGCACCUCCUUGACACUCAGAGCAAGUUUGCAGAGUUCCCGUGGAUGGGCAUCGUCUUUUUCAGGAACCAGACGUACAAGUGCGGCGCCGUCCUGGUGGACGACCUCUGGGUGCUCACCGCGGCUCACUGUGUUGCCGGGUUCAAGCCCAACGACAUAAGAGUGCGUCUUGGGGAGUACCAGGUGGACUACUUCGACGCCAAAUAUCCGUACGAGGACUACGACAUCACCAGCAUCACGGUGCACCCCAAAUUCAACUCUGCCAACUUGCACAAUGACGUGGCCGUGCUGAAGCUGGACAGACCUGUCACCUACCGCAACCACAUCAACAGAGUCUGCCUCCCGCCGCCAGACCGCAACCACGCCGCCGGCACGGAGUGUGUCGCCACAGGCUGGGGCAAGGAUGCUUUCGACGGUGGCAAGUACCAGGUCAUCCUUAAGAAGGUAACUCUACCCGUCGUUCCUUAUGACACUUGUCAGAACAAUCUGAGGAAAACCAGACUGGGACUCUUCUUUACUCUGGACAAAUCCUUCGUCUGCGCCGGCGGGAAGGCUGGCCAGGACGCGUGUACCGGUGACGGCGGCGGCCCCCUCAUGUGCCUCAACCCGAACAAUAACCGCUACGAGCUGUACGGCUUGACGGCGUGGGGCAUUGGAUGCGGCGUUGAGGGCAACCCCGGCGUGUAUGUGAACGUGCCUUACUUCAUGGACUGGAUCUACGGCAUCAUGAGCCCCACGCCGGAGCAGCAGCAGCAGCACUCCGCGGGCCCUACGGCAAGUGAUCCACGUGGCGCCCGUAGGAGGAUGACUCAAGAUUCUAGCCAGUUGUUGGCGUUCACCAAGCAGUCCAGUUAAUGCAUUCUGUGAUAUGUUGUAUGUAACACUCGCGUCUUUGACUAACUGAGGAAAAACAGUCCCGAGCAUCCCCGCUUACUGCUUGUUGCCUUGUCACUGGCUUUUGUCUUUCCUUUUACAAUACAUAAGUGUUGAAUAAUAAAUGGUCUCACUUGC
Eriocheir sinensis (Chinese mitten crab) is the source of this 2441-nucleotide messenger RNA. RefSeq lists its product as uncharacterized. The coding region runs from base 51 to 2285 and encodes 744 amino acids. Gene Ontology annotation, biological process: proteolysis. Gene Ontology annotation, molecular function: serine-type endopeptidase activity. The record is from RefSeq and is a predicted model, not a curated record. NCBI's taxonomy places the organism in Eukaryota, Metazoa, Arthropoda, Malacostraca, Decapoda, Varunidae. The transcript is spliced from 9 exons.